Molecule: messenger RNA, 246 nt
Organism: Linum tenue
Lineage: Eukaryota; Viridiplantae; Streptophyta; Magnoliopsida; Malpighiales; Linaceae
Source: the annotation of a GenBank genome assembly
AUGAGAGAACUUCGACCACUGAUUAAGCAAUCAGUUGACACUAUUGCAAGAGCACUCGGAGAGAGCGAUGAUCUCAUUAGCAAGAGAUCGAAUCUGCUGAGGAAGCUGGAAGAACUUGGAGGCCUCACAACUGAUAUCAUUACUGCAUUGCGGAAGCUCUCUAACAACGAUAGGGACCUGGUGACAUUUUAUUCGUUGGAGGCAGAUGAAUAUAAGAUGGCUUUUGUUAGGGGAUUGCUUGGAUGA